AUGAGCAACCUGGACGACCACGCACCACGCUCCCGCCGUGACAAUCGACCAGCACCACCCUAUCCAUAUCCCAGCGACGGCAUGAAUGCCAACGACGACUACGGCUCUGACGUGCGCGGUGGCCGCCCCCACGAAAACAUACCGCCCGCGCCGCCGAUCGGCGACGGACUGAAGCCGGCAAUGAAGCGGGAGGGAAGCCGAACUAGACUGGCGCCUGACACUCGACCUCAAUUCCCAGACGAAGCAUCCAACGCGCCCGACUUGGAGCGCAAGAACCAUCCUCGCGAUCGUCAGYUUCGUGACAUGCGCGACGGGUACGAAAGUGAAGAGGGCGAGGCGCACAAACAUACGAUGGCACCAACCCGCCGGCACACGGACGACGAUCGACCUCGUGGACAAGAUCCCCGGAGCCGUAGGCCGCAUGAUCGCGACCCACCGUAUCCACCCCCUGACGGCGGACGGAGAAGAGGCGGCUACGACGACGACGAGCCACCACGUCCCAGCCGGAAGAAGCGAGAUCCAUACUACGACGAUGAUGCUCGGCCACCACGUCGACGGGGAGACCGGCCGCCGCCAGAUAUAGAGUAUGGCUCUGAUCCAAUUCCGGCCCGGCGAGGCAGUGAGCGUAGACCCCGCAGACGCCAGGAUGACUACUCCGACGAAGAGGAAGACUAUCGGCCGAGGAGACGUCGCAGCGCCGAAGACAGUCGCCGCCCUUUACGGCGCGACGAUGAGCUCGACUAUCACUCAGACAGUCGCCGACGCCGCGAUGACCCAUACGACGACCGUGAUCGACGACGAAGGGAUGAUCGCUCACGGCGUAGGUACGAUUCCGACUCCGAUUACGACAACUACAACAGAAGCGACCGACGAGACAAGGACAGGCGUCGCGGCGAGAAGCAGAGUAAGCCCGUCAUGGUGGGAAAAUUCGAUGUCGGCCCGUGGCUUGAGAAGGGCCAGAAGCACUACGCAACCCUCGCGCCGAUUGUCACUCCGCUGGUCAUUAACAUGGCUCGGAAGUACAUGAGUAGCCAGAGUGGUGGAAGUGGUGGCAGCGGCGGAGGAGGACGGCGUUGA
Molecule: messenger RNA, 1077 nt
Organism: Ramularia collo-cygni
Lineage: Eukaryota; Fungi; Ascomycota; Dothideomycetes; Mycosphaerellales; Mycosphaerellaceae
Exons: 1
Coding region: 1-1077 (358 amino acids)
Source: RefSeq, a predicted model, not a curated record